Ictalurus punctatus (channel catfish) is the source of this 1073-nucleotide messenger RNA. RefSeq names its product sterol-C5-desaturase (gene sc5d). The record is from RefSeq and is marked provisional. Gene Ontology annotation, molecular function: iron ion binding; oxidoreductase activity. NCBI's taxonomy places the organism in Eukaryota, Metazoa, Chordata, Actinopteri, Siluriformes, Ictaluridae.
CGAAUCGUUCUUGUGUACAGAGAUCAUCAGUGAUUGAACGUCUGCGCGAGCUCACCAGUCACAGGAUCAAGCAUGGAUCUGCUACUGAAUUUUGCUGACUCACAUUUCUUCACUCCGUAUGUGUACCCGACCUUCUGGCCUGAAGAUGAGCCUCUGCGACAGAUCAUCGGGCUGCUGGUGAUCACCAACCUCGGCGCCACAGUUUUGUAUCUUGGCCUGGGAAGUUUAAGCUACUACUUCAUCUUUGACCACAAUUUAAUGAAACACCCUCAGUUUUUAGAGAACCAGGUGAGACGUGAAAUAAAGUUUGCUCUGACGUCUUUGCCGUGGAUCAGCAUUCCCACAGUGGCACUGUUCUUUGCUGAAGUACGAGGCUACAGCAAGCUCUACGACAAUGUUAGUGAAUCUCCACUGGGUUGGCCAGGACUGAUCUUUAGCAUGUUCUCCUUCCUCUUUUUCACCGAUAUGUGCAUCUACUGGAUUCACCGAUUCCUGCAUCACAAACUGGUCUAUAAGCGUUUCCAUAAACCUCACCACCUCUGGAAGAUCCCGACUCCGUUCGCCAGCCACGCAUUCCACCCGGUAGAUGGCUUUCUUCAGGGAAUACCCUACCACAUCUACCCUUUCCUCUUCCCCCUGCACAAGGUACUCUACCUGGGCCUCUAUGUGUUUGUUAACAUAUGGACCAUCUCCAUUCAUGAUGGUGACUACCGGGUCCCAAGGCUGCUGCAGAAAUUCAUCAACGGAGCUGCACAUCACACCGAUCACCAUCUGUUUUUCGACUAUAACUACGGUCAGUAUUUCACGCUGUGGGAUUACCUCGGAGGCUCGUACAGGCAUCCGUCAGCUCUGAUGGGGAAAGGGCCGCUUGAGUGCAUCAGGAACCUAAAGAGUUCAUUAAUGGUGCACGAAGAGUAAAGAAGAGUAGCCAACGUCAACAACAUUGUUCCUUCAUAAACAAUGAUAUGCUUAAACAAGCAUUUUAUUGUUUAAGGUGUGUCUUUUGCAUCAACGAAACAUGCUCUUAAUCUUCUACAGCAGAGGUUCUCAAACGAUUUGCAGCCAUUUAACUG